AUGGAAGAAGACGUUCAAAGUGGAACCAGCGAUUGGAACAGACCAAACGAUGCAGAUGAUCAAUCUCGUCAGUCAUACUCGGUACGAUCCCUUAGACUACUCUAUCGAUCACCAAGUUUGAACGAGUUAAAUACAGUGCGGAAUGUAGUCAUCUCAAUGAACACGGAGGGAGGACUGGUUGGGGAAUGCCACAAACGUCAUUUAUUCAUGGACCCCGUGCAUAGCAAACGUAAAAAGUCGACUUUCAACGAUUCCACAUCACAAGAAUCCAUGCGAGAUCGUUUCCGAAAAUCUCCGCGUCCAUCGCCUAGUUUGGUUGAAGAAUCCGCAAGCUAUAUGAAUGCCACACCACAAACAUCGGCUGCUACUGCUUUUCCACAUCUCACUGCAGCCUCCUUUGCUGCUAAAGCGGUUACCGUACGUUCAACUUCAACAGAAUCUGCCCCUUCCUUGUCGGGAGCAUGGUCUCCCGAGGGAGGAGGGAAACAGAUGUUCCCAACUAUGUUUAAGAAGCAAAUGAUCGCCCGUUAUGAAAGUGCGCCGAUCAGCCUGGAUGUAAAGGUGAGUGGCAGCAACUGCGUUGUACUUAAGUCAUUUCUAAUUUAUUCUCUGACAGUUUGA
Messenger RNA from Echinostoma caproni, 621 nucleotides. Lineage: Eukaryota; Metazoa; Platyhelminthes; Trematoda; Plagiorchiida; Echinostomatidae. The record is from the annotation of a GenBank genome assembly.